Arachis ipaensis is the source of this 1744-nucleotide messenger RNA. The record is from RefSeq and is a predicted model, not a curated record. Lineage: Eukaryota; Viridiplantae; Streptophyta; Magnoliopsida; Fabales; Fabaceae.
AAAAAAAAAAAGAUAAUAAGAAAAAGUUAGUGCGGAGGCGUCGGCCAUUGUCCAAUGAGCUGAAGUAAAGACUAAAGAGAGUGGGAGAAGAGUCGAGCUCGAAACCCAGAAAAAUAAUGGCGCCUUCUCUGCAGUUGUUCCAUCCUCCGAAGCCCCUCACGCACUUCAAUCGCUUCUCAUCCACCUCCUCAAGGCCUGUUUCCGUAAGGUGUUCUGCAGCCGCCGCUCCUCCUUCCAAACGCUCCUACACCAUCACCCUCCUCCCCGGCGACGGCAUCGGCACCGAAGUCAUUUCCGUCGCAAAAGACGUUCUUGUCCUCGCCGGCUCCUUCGAAGGUAUCCUCCCCAUUUCCCUUUUCCCAACUUCAUCCACUCUUUUACUCUUCAUGAUCACAUACGAGUUCCGAGAGAUGCUUCUGGGUGGCGCUGCAUUGGACGCCACCGGAGUCCCCAUGCCCGAGGAGACCCUUUCUGUUUCGAAGCAAUCCGAUGCUGUUCUUCUUGGUGCCAUUGGAGGCUAUAAAUGGGAUAAAAACGAGAAACAUCUGAAGCCAGAGACUGGGUUGCUUCAGCUCCGGUCUGGCCUUCAAGUUUUUGCAAAUCUCAGACCAGCCACUGUCUUCCCACAGUUGGUGGAUGCUUCAACCCUUAAGAAAGAGGUUGCCGAAGGUGUUGAUCUCAUUGUUGUGAGGGAACUCACUGGCGGUAUAUAUUUUGGAAAACCCAGGGGCUUUGGGACCAAUGAAAAUGGCCAGGAGACUGGAUUUAACACUGAGAUUUACUCUGCUCAUGAGAUUGAUCGGAUAGCUCGUCUGGCAUUUGAGAUUGCUCGGAAGCGGCGUGGAAAACUUUGUUCUGUUGACAAAGCCAAUGUAUUAGAGGCAUCAAUGCUCUGGAGGAAAAUAGUUACAGAACUAGCACUGGAAUAUCCUGAUGUCGAACUCACACACAUGUAUGUUGAUAAUGCCGCAAUGCAACUGGUUCGCUACCCAAAGCAGUUUGACACAGUUUUAACAAACAACAUAUUUGGCGAUAUAUUAUCGGAUGAGGCUUCAAUGAUUACUGGAAGCAUUGGGAUGCUUCCUUCUGCUAGCAUUGGUGCUUCGGGACCUGGACUUUUUGAACCUAUACAUGGUUCUGCACCUGAUAUUGCUGGACAGGACAAGGCAAACCCAUUUGCUACUGUUCUUAGUGCUGCUAUGCUUUUGAAAUAUGGCCUUAGAGAAGAAAGGGCUGCUGAAAGAAUAGAGAAAGCAGUUCUGGACACUUUGAACAGGGGAUUUCGAACUGCGGACAUAUAUUCUGCUGGAACAAAGCUGGUUGGAUGCAAACAAGUUGGUGAAGAGAUACUGAAGUCAGUUGAAUCACACAUUCCUGUUGCUGCAGUUUGAUAUGUAGACCAGACCAGUUCAUUUCAGUACCUGCUUUGGCUCGGAGAUCUCUAUUUUCUGGUGGGUGAUAAAUGACUUUCAAAGCCGAAAGAAUUUGCCUAUUCCAGAGUUUUGGCUUUCUCCUACAUUAUAUGUUUUGGUUUCAUAUCCUACCCAUCGUAUAUGUGCUUUAUCGUUGAAAAGUGGCAAUUUUCCUUUUUCUUUACCCAGGAUUAUGAUUAGUCGUUGGAAACUGCUUGUAACGGUGAAAUAACUAGCGGUAUUUUAUUUUCUUUUUUGAAAUCCGAGGCUUCAUUUACUUGUAACAAUUACAAGCACAAUAUGCGAAAGUUAAAAGUAUCUUAUUUCUUAAA